Molecule: messenger RNA, 446 nt
Organism: Rotaria sordida
Lineage: Eukaryota; Metazoa; Rotifera; Eurotatoria; Philodinida; Philodinidae
Source: the annotation of a GenBank genome assembly
GUGCUUUAACACCACUUCAUAAAUCUGCUAUUUAUAGUCGAAAAGAAGCUAUUGUAACUCUUCUUGAACUUGGUGCAUCUCCAAAUGUAUAUGAUGAAAAAACUUUAACACCACUUUAUCAUUCAAUUUUAAAUAAACAAAUUGAAUCAAAUGUUGAUUCAUCAUAUUGUUGUUUAUUAUUAUUACAAGAUCAUUCAAUAGUUGAUUGUCAUGAUGAUUCUUUAUCUACUGAAUUACAUCAAGCAUGUCGUCUUGGACUUGUUCAACAUGUUGAACAUUUACUUUUUUAUCGAGCUGAUAUGAAUGCAAUGAAUAUUGGUGGAAAUACUCCUUUACAUAUUUGUGCAGCAACUAAUCAAGAAGCUUGUGCUCGUGUACUUCUUUUUCGUGGUGCUGAUACAAAUAUUGUAAAUAAAUCAAAUCAAACACCAUAUGAACUUGCAUUA